ACUUCAUAGUUGAUCUGAUUCACAGUCGCGCCGCAGUUCCGCGCUGUCCACUCGUCUCGCCGGACCGCGUCGCUCUCGCACUAAACAUCGGAAGCCGGUCGAUACGCACGCUACGAAUCCUUACAGCGCGAACUGCGUUCUUCUGUUAUUAUUUGGAUUGCGAGUGAUAAUAAUAAAUCGACAGUGGCAUCGGUCGAUAUCUACGCGCUCUACACCCGGCCCGCGACUCCACUCGUCCGCCGAACGACCACAGAAUAAGCCCCUCACUACACGGAGCUCCCGAUUGUUUUAAUUUUUGAAUUCCCGCUCGCUGCCAGCCGGACAGCGAGAUGCCGAGCGCGGUGGUGAACGGCGGGCGCGCCGGCGACGAUGACAUCGUGCUGUCGGGGCUGUCGGGCCGCCUGCCCGAGUGCGACAGCAUCGAGGAGUUCGCGCAGCAGCUGUUCGACGGCGUGGACCUGGUGACGGCCGACGACCGGCGCUGGACCCCGGGUCUGCACGGGCUGCCGGAGCGCAACGGCAAGCUGAAGGACCUGGCGCACUUCGACGCCACGUUCUUCGGCGUGCACGCCAAGCAGGCGCACCUCAUGGACCCGCAGCUGCGGCUGCUGCUGGAGCUCACGCACGAGGCCAUCGUGGACGCCGGCCUCAGCCCCGCCGAGCUGCGCGGCUCGCGCACCGGCGUGUUCGUGGGCGUGUCCAACUCGGAGACCGAGGAGCUGUGGACGGCCGACCCCGACAAGAUCAACGGCUACGCGCUCACGGGCUGCUGCCGCGCCAUGUUCCCCAACCGCCUGUCCUACACCUUCGACCUGCAGGGCCCGUCCUACGCCGUGGACACGGCGUGCUCCAGCUCCAUGUUCGCGCUGGCGCAGGCCGUGGCCGCCAUGCGCGCCGGCCACUGCGACGCCGCCGUGGUGGCCGGCUGCAACCUGUGCCUCAAGCCCGCCAACUCGCUCAACUUCCACCGGCUCAGCAUGCUGUCGCCCGAGGGCCGCUGCGCCGCCUUCGACGCCGGCGGGCGCGGCUACGUGCGCUCCGAGGCGGCCGUGGCCGUGCUGCUGCAGCGGCGCGGCGCCGCGCGGCGCGCCUACUGCGCCGUGCGCGGCGCGCGCUGCAACACGGACGGCGCCAAGGUGCAGGGCAUCACGUUCCCGUCGGGCGACAUGCAGCGCCGCCUGGCCGAGGAGACGUUCCGCGAGGCCGGCCUGCGCCCGCAGGACGUGGUGUACGUGGAGGCGCACGGCACGGGCACCAAGGUGGGCGACCCGCAGGAGGUCAACGCCAUCGCCGAGCUGUUCUGCCGCGAGCGCGCCGCGCCGCUGCUGCUUGGCUCCGUCAAGUCCAACAUGGGGCAUUCGGAGCCCGCGUCGGGCCUGUGCUCCAUCGCCAAGAUGGUGGUGGCCAUGGAGCGCGGCGUGCUGCCCGCCAACCUGCACUACCGCGAGCCCAACCCAGACAUCCCCGCGCUCAGCGACGGCCGCAUCACCGUGGUAGACCGCAACACGCCGUGGGACGGCGGGCUGGUGGCCGUCAAUAGCUUUGGCUUCGGCGGCGCCAACGCGCACGUCAUCCUGGAGUCGGCGCGCGGCGCGCGACCGCCGCCCGCCGCCUAUGCUGCGCCGCGCCUGCUGCUGGCGUCGGGGCGCACGGAGGAGGCGGUGCGCGAGUUGCUGACGCUGGGCGCGCAGCACGCCGCUGACGCCGAGCUGCACGCGCUGCUGGACGCCGUGCACGCGCACAACAUCCCCGGCCACGGUCACCGCGGCUACGCGCUGCUCACGGAGCCGCCGCAGUUGGAGGUGCUGGAGGCGGAGGGCGGCGAGGCGCGACCCGUGUGGUUCGUGUUCUCGGGCAUGGGCUCGCAGUGGGCGGGCAUGGCGCGCGCGCUGCUGCGCCUGCCCGCCUUCGCCGCAAGCGUGGCGCGCUCGGCCGCCGCGCUCAAGCCGCACGGCGUGGACCUGGUGCACGUGCUGAGCGAGGCGCCGGACGCCGCCUUCGAUGACGUCAUCGCAUCCUUCGUGUCCAUCGCCGCCGUGCAGGUGGCGCUGGUGGACGUGCUGCGCGCCGUGGGCGUGCGCCCCGACGGCAUCGUGGGCCACUCCGUCGGCGAGAUCGGGUGCGCGUACGCGGACGAGACGCUGACGGGCGAGCAGGCCGUGCUGGCGGCGUACUGGCGCGGGCGCAGCAUCGUGGACGCGGGGCUGCCGCGCGGCGCCAUGGCGGCCGUGGGGCUGUCGUGGGACGAGUGCGCGCGACGCUGCCCGCCCGACGUGGUGCCGGCCUGCCACAACGCGGCCGACAGCGUCACCGUGUCCGGCCCGCCCGACUCCAUCGAGAAGUUCACGGCGGCGCUGGCGGCCGAGGGCGUGUUCGCGCGCCGCGUCAACAGCUCGGGCGUGGCCUUCCACAGCAAGUACAUCGCGGCCGCCGCGCCGCUGCUGCGCCGCAGCCUGGAGCGCGUCAUCCCCGCGCCCAAGCCGCGCUCGCCGCGCUGGGUGUCGUCGUCGCUGCCCAAGGAGCAGUGGGGCUCGGAGCUGGCGCGCCUCAGCGACGCCGCCUACCACGUCAACAACCUGCUGUCGCCCGUGCGCUUCGCGGAGGCGCUGCGUGCCGUGCCCGCGCGCGCCGUGCUGGUAGAGGUGGCGCCGCACGCGUUGCUGCAGGCCGUGCUGAAGCGCGCGCUGCCCGCGCCGGCCGCGGCGCACGUGCCGCUGGUACGGCGCGACGCGCCAGACGCGUGCGCGCACCUGCUGAGCGCGCUGGGGCGGCUGUACGCGGCGGGCGCGCAGCCGCAGGUGGGCGCGCUGUACCCGGCCGUGCGCUGGCCCGUGUCGCGCGGCACGCCCAUGCUGGCGUCGCGCGUGCGCUGGGACCACUCGGUGGAGUGGAGCGUGGCGCAGUACGGCGCGGCGCGCUCGGGCGAGAACGUCAUCGAGUACGACCUGUCCAAGGCCGACGACGCCUUCAUCGCCGGACACAACAUCGACGGCCGCAUCCUCUUUCCCGCCACCGGCUACCUGACGCUGGUGUGGCGCACCAUGGCCAAGCUGCACAACAAGAAGCUGGAGGAGACGGCCGUCGUGCUGGAGGAUGUGCAGUUCCGGCGCGCCACCAUCGUGCCGCGCGACGCGCCCGUGCGCUUCCUCAUCAACGUGCUGGAGGGCGCCGGCGAGUUCGAGGUGUGCGAGGGCGGCGCCGUGGCCGUGAGCGGCUCCGUGCGCCUGUGCGCCGACGCCGCCGCCGAGCGCCUGCCCGACGACGCCGAGCCCGCCGCGCCCACCGACCCCGACCUGCUGCCGCUCAGCACGGACGACGUGUACAAGGAGCUGCGCCUGCGCGGCUACAACUACGGCGGCGUGUUCCGCGGCAUCCGCGCGUCCGACGCGCGCGGCACGGCCGGCACGCUCGCCUGGGAGGACAACUGGGUCUCCUUCAUGGACACCAUGCUGCAGUUCGGCAUCAUCGGCGUGGACACGCGCGAGCUGUACCUGCCCACGCGCCUGCAGCGCGCGCUCAUCGACCCGGCGCGCCAGCUGGCGGCGGCGGCGGCGGCGGGCGGCGCGCUGCCGGUGCGCAUGCGGCGCGACGUGGACGUGAUCGCGUGCGGCGGCGUGGAGUUCCGCGGCGUCAAGACGAGCCUGGCGCCGCGCCGCGCCAACGCGCAGGCCGCGCCCAAGCUGGAGAAGUACGUGUUCGUGCCCUACGACAACGCGGCCGUGGCGGCCGAGGACACAGCGCGCUCGCGCCACGAGGCGCUCGUCGUCAGCCUGCAGAUCGUGCUGGAGAACGCGGGCGCGCUCAAGCUGAAGCUGGUGGAGGCGGCGCUCGAGCGCGCGGCCGACGCGCUGCUGGCGCCGCUGGCGCUGGCGGCGCUGGAGGCCGAGCCGCAGGUGCGCGCCGACGCCGCGCUGGCCGCUGCCGGCGCCGCCGCCGUCUACGCCGCGCCCAUGCAGGCGCACGGCAUCAAGGUGACACCGAAGGACGCGCGCAGCGGCCCGCCCGACUCCGACUGCCACCUGGCCAUGGCGAGCGACGUGCUGAACCGGCACGGCGUCGACGUGCUGCGCCACCUGGUGGCCGCGCUGGGCGCCGGCGGCAUGCUGCUGCUGGAGGAGCCGCGCGGCGCCCUGGACGCGCACGCCGCGCUGCUGGCGCAGGAGGGGCUGGACGCCGUGUCGCGCCAAGUGGCCGGCGCCAGCGAGCUGCUGCUGCUGCGCCGCCGCGCCGCGCCGCCGCCCGAGCGCAUCGUGGUGGAGCUGGACGACGGCUACGCGUGGGUGGAGCCGCUGCGCGAGGCGCUGCGCCGCGCCGAGAGCGAGCCGCUGCGCGUGUUCGCCGUGGCGCGUUCCGCCACCUCGGGCGUGCUCGGCCUGGGCACGUGCCUGCGCGCCGAGCCCGGGGGCCGCGCGCUGCGCGUCGUGCUGGCGCCCGGUGCGCCCGCCUUCGCGCCCGACGCGCCUCCCUACGCCGACCAGCUGCGCAAGGACCUGGCCGUCAACGUGCUGCGCGGCGGCGUGUGGGGCUGCUACCGGCACCUGCCGCUGGCCGAGGGCGCCGCGCUGCAGGUGGAGCACGCGUACGUCAACACGCUGACGCGCGGCGACCUGGCGUCGCUGCGCUGGAUCGAGAGCGACCUGCGCCACGCGGGCGCGCGCGCGCUGCCGCCGCGCAGCGAGUUGUGCCGCGUGUACUACGCGCCGCUCAACUUCCGCGACAUCAUGCUGGCCACGGGCAAGCUGCCGCCCGACGCGCUACCCGGCAACCUGGCCGGCCAGGAGUGCAUCCUCGGCCUGGAGUUCGCGGGCCGCGGCGCCGACGGCCGCCGCGUCAUGGGCAUGGUGGCGGCGCGCGGGCUGGCCACCUCCGUGCUGGCCGACAAGGGUUUCCUGUGGGACGUGCCGCGCGCCUGGAGCCUGGAGCAGGCGGCCACCGUGCCCGUGGCCUACGCCACCGCGUACUACGCGCUGGCGGUGCGCGGGCGAAUGCGGCGCGGUGACGCCGUGCUGGUGCACGCGGGCACAGGCGGCGUGGGGCAGGCCGCCAUCGCCAUCGCGCUGCACGCCGGCUGCACGGUGUACACCACGGUGGGCACGCCCGACAAGCGCGCCUUCCUGCGCGAGCGCUUCCCCGCGCUGCCCGACGCGCACAUCGGCAACUCGCGCGACUGCAGCUUCGAGCAGCUGGUGCUGCGGCGCACGCGCGGCCGCGGCGUGGACCUCGUGCUCAACUCGCUGGCGGGCGACAAGCUGCUGGCGUCGGUGCGCUGCCUGGCGCCCGGCGGCCGCUUCCUGGAGAUCGGCAAGCUGGACCUGUCCAACAACACGGCGCUGGGCAUGGCCGUGUUCCUCAAGAACACCACGUUCCACGGCAUCCUGCUGGACGCGCUGUUCGACGCGGACGGCGAGUGCGAGGAGAAGGCGGCCGUGGUGCGCUGCGUCACCGAGGGCAUCGCCAGCGGCGCCGUGCGCCCGCUGCCCGCCACCGUGUACUCCGACCAGCAGCUGGAGCAGGCGUUCAGGUUCAUGGCGACGGGCAAGCACAUCGGCAAGGUGCUGCUGCGCGUGCGCGAGGAGGAGGCCGGCGCCGCCAAGCCCGCCGCGCGCCUGCUGCCCGCCAUCCCGCGCACCUACCUGCACCCCGCCAAGAGCUACGUGCUCGUCGGCGGGCUGGGCGGGUUCGGGCUGGAGCUGGCGCAGUGGCUGGUGGUGCGCGGCGCCACGGCGCUGGUGUUCAACUCGCGCAGCGGCGUGCGCAGCGGCUACCAGGCGUGGUGCGUGCGGCGCUGGCGCGAGCGCGGCGUGCGCGUGCUGGUGUCCACGGCCGACGCCACCACGGCGCAGGGCGCGCGCACGCUGCUGCGCGACGCAGCCGCGCUGGCGCCCGUGGGCGGCGUGUUCAACCUGGCCGCCGUGCUGGCCGACGCCUUCCUCGAGAACCUCACGCCCGACGACUUCCGCGCCGUGGCGCGCCCCAAGGUGGACGGCACCAAGGCGCUGGACGCGGCGUCGCGCGAGCUGGCGCCCGAGCUGGACUACUUCGUGGCCUUCUCGUCCGUGUCGUGCGGCCGCGGCAACCCCGGCCAGAGCAACUACGGGCUCGCCAACUCGGCCAUGGAGCGCGUGGUGGAGCAGCGCCAGGCCGACGGGCUGCCCGGCCUGGCCGUGCAGUGGGGCGCCAUCGGCGAGGUGGGGCUCAUCGUGGACACCAUGGGCGGCGACGACACCGUCGUGGGCGGCACGGUGCCGCAGCGCAUCGCCAGCUGCAUGGAGGCGCUGGGCGCGCUGCUGGCGCGGCCGCACGCCGUGGCCGCCAGCAUGGUGCUGGCCGACAAGCGGCGCGCCGCGCAGGCGCCGACGCAGGACCUGGCGCACGCUGUCGCCAACAUCCUCGGCAUCAAGGACCCCAGCAAGGUGUCCGACUCCGCCAACCUGGCCGAGCUCGGCAUGGACUCGCUCAUGGGCGCCGAGAUCAAGCAGACGCUAGAGCGCGGCUACGACGUGGUGCUGGGCGUGCAGGAGAUCCGCGGCCUCACCUUCGCCAAGCUGCGCGAGCUGGGCGGCGACGCCGGCGCCGACGCGCCCGACGCGUCCGUCGCGCCCGCCUCCCCCGCGCCCGCCGCGCCCGCCGCGCCCGGCGAGCUGGUGCAGUUCGCGGCGGCCGGCGAGCUGAUGCCCAAGCAGGUGGUGGUCAAGCUGCCCAGCGCCGGUGCCGACGACGACGUGCCGCCCGUCUUCAUGGUGCAUCCCAUCGAGGGCGUGGCGGAGCCGCUGCGCGGGCUAGCGGCCGGCGUGCGCGCGCCCGUGUUCGCGCUGCAGUGCACGCGCGCGGCGCCGCUGGACGACAUGGCGGCGCUGGCGCGCUUCUACGUGGCGCACGUGCGCGCGCUGCAGCCGCAGCCGCCCUACACGCUACUGGGCUACUCGUUCGGCGCGGGCGUGGCCUUCGAGAUGGCGCUGCAGCUGGAGGCGGCGGGCUGCGCCGCGCGCCUCGUGCUGGUGGACGGCUCGCCCGCCUACGUGGCCACGCACACCACGCGCGGCAAGCAGAAGCGCGCCGUGCGCUCCGAGCGCACGGACGAGGCGGACGCGCUGGCCUACUUCGUGCAGCUGUUCAAGGACGUGGACGCGGCGCGCCUGUCGGCCGAGUUGGAGCGCCUGGACUCUUGGGACGCGCGCGUGGCGCGCAGCACGGCGCUGGUGGCGGGUGCCGUGCGCGCUGCGCCCGACGAGCUGGCCGCCGCCGCCGCCGCCUUCUACCGCAAGCUGGUGGUGGGCGACGCGUACCGGCCCGGCGCCCGCCUGCGCGCGCCCGUCACGCUGUUCGCCGCCAGCGACAACUACGUGGCGCUGGCCGACGACUACGGGCUGGGCGCCGUGUGCGCCGGCCCGCUCAGCACGCGGCGCCUGCCCGGCAACCACCGCUCCAUCCUGGCGGGCGACGCGGCCGCCGCCAUCGCCGCCUACCUGUCCGAGCUGCAGGCGCAGCGCUAGCCGCCGCCGCGUCGCCUCGCGCCCCGUGUACAGUUCCACUUCAUAGGAUAAGUCAUCGUUUAAGUGCAACGGCCUCUCUAUUCAACUCUUUGGGGUAUAUUAUAGUAGAAUUUGUAAUUAUAGAGUUAACGAUUAUGACAG
This is a messenger RNA of Maniola jurtina (meadow brown), 7634 nucleotides long. It is a transcript of the gene FASN1, whose product is annotated as fatty acid synthase. The record is from RefSeq and is a predicted model, not a curated record. The coding region runs from base 330 to 7493 and encodes 2387 amino acids. The transcript is spliced from 9 exons. Lineage: Eukaryota; Metazoa; Arthropoda; Insecta; Lepidoptera; Nymphalidae. Gene Ontology annotation, biological process: fatty acid biosynthetic process. Gene Ontology annotation, molecular function: 3-oxoacyl-[acyl-carrier-protein] synthase activity; fatty acid synthase activity; oxidoreductase activity.